This is a messenger RNA of Corticium candelabrum, 492 nucleotides long. RefSeq lists its product as uncharacterized. Gene Ontology annotation, cellular component: cytoplasm; chromosome. Gene Ontology annotation, molecular function: 3'-5' DNA helicase activity; four-way junction helicase activity. Gene Ontology annotation, biological process: double-strand break repair via homologous recombination. Bases 1 to 492 code for a protein of 163 amino acids. The record is from RefSeq and is a predicted model, not a curated record. The transcript has a single exon. NCBI's taxonomy places the organism in Eukaryota, Metazoa, Porifera, Homoscleromorpha, Homosclerophorida, Plakinidae.
AUGACUUUGCAAGGACGAUCACAGCAUUACCGUGAUUUUAAGAGUGGGAGGCAAAGAGUGAUGGUUGCAACCAGUGCUUUUGGCUUGGGAAUCGAUAUCAAUGACAUUACUAAAGUGAUAUUGUUUAGUGUUCCAAACAAAGGUUCAGAGUUAGUACAACUGGCAGGUCGUGGUGGCAGAGACCCUCGGCGUUUGUGCCUGGUUCGUUUUGUGGUCCGGCCUCAAGAUCUUAGAGAAAGUGAUAGUGCAGUUGUCAAAAUAGCAUCAAACACAGCUUGUUUGCGAAAAGUUAUUCUUCGUGAGAUUUUGCAAUUUGAAGAGCACAUACACGCUAGUGACUUUUGCUGCUCUUUCUGCUCCUCUGUCGAGCGCCCAUCUGCAUUUUCAUUGGAGCUGCCAUCUGCAAGCACUGUUUCUUGUAGUUCUCAUAGAUCUGGAACACUGAGAUCACGGCGAAUUUUGGCUGUGCAAAGGGCUGCUUUAAAAAAUUAG